Molecule: messenger RNA, 954 nt
Organism: Pocillopora meandrina
Lineage: Eukaryota; Metazoa; Cnidaria; Anthozoa; Scleractinia; Pocilloporidae
Source: the annotation of a GenBank genome assembly
GUGGAAGUAGACACACUCGUCGACACUGAUGUCGAAGUACUCGUGCUUGCACUUGACAAGGUCUUGGACACCGAUGUUGUUGGUGUACUUACACUUGUUGACGUUGAUGUAGAUACACUAGUGGAUACUGAUGUUGAAGAACUUGUGGUCGCACUUGAGUAUGUCGAAAAAACUGUCGUAGUUGGUGUGCUAAAACUUGCCGAUGUUGAUGUUGAGGUGCUUGUGCUAAGGGACGUUGAAGCACUAAUUGAUGUUGAAGCAGAGGUUGAAGUUGAUUUCGACUUACUUGCUGACUUUGAGGUAGACAAACUAGUUGAAACAGAUGUUGAAGUACUAGUGCUGGCACUUGACAACGUAGUGGAAACUGAUGUUGUUGGUGUACUCACACUUGUCGAGGUGGAUGUAGAUACACUUGUGGACACUGAUGUUGAAGUACUUGUGCUGGCACUUGAGUAUGUCGAGAAAACUGUUGUAGUUGGUGUACUUACACUUGCCGAUGUUGACGUAGAAGUGCUUGUGCUAACAGAAGUCGAAACACUAGUUGAUGUUGAGGCAGAGGUUGAGGUUGACCUACUUCUUGACGUUGAGGUAGACACACUAGUUGACGCUGAUGUUGAAGUACUUGUGCUAGCACUUGACAAUGUAGUGGAAACUGAUGUUGUUGGUGUACUAAUACUAGUUGAGGUGGAUGUAGAUACAGUAGUCGACACUGAUGUUGAAGUACUUGUGCUGGCACUUGACAAUGUAGUGGAAACGGACGUUGUUGGUGUACUCACACUAGUUGUGGUGGAUGUAGACAUACUAGUCGUCAGUGAUGUUGAGGUACUUGUACUUGCACUUGAUACUGUAGUGGAAACCGACGUUGUUGGUGUACUCACACUAGUCGAAGUUGAUGUAGAUACACUGGUGGAUACUGAUGUUGAAGUACUUGUACUGGCACUUGAGUAUGUCGAG